AGACACUGAUCAAACAGUUUUAUCUACUUUGCAUAAAGCCCAAAUGCGCUGUUCGAGUUCCUCUCGGGUCCAUCGACAGCUCCGUCAGUUGGGGCUUCAAGUUUGGAAUUGCCAAGUGAAACUUCUAGAUUUAUAAUGACUCAAUUUUGUUCUCUUUACUGCAAGAGCGCUUUGCAGCGGACACUAAUAUCGAAUUCUUUGCAGAUGCCCAAUGAUGAGCCCCUCGAGCUGGAAGCACUGGCCAGCACCCUACAAGCCAGGCGUGCCAGUCAGGUCCAGGAGACGGACACGGGCACGGAGACGGAGACGAUUCCGCUGCAGCGCUCCCGGGCCGUGCCGAUCCCCAUCCGGGGCAGAGCUGGCGCGCCACCCGCGGAGCUCAUUGCCGAGCAGAGGCCCAUUGGGGGCGAUCUCAUUGGGGGCAAGCUUGUGGCGGAGCCGGAGGAUAGCGUUGGACUGUCGCAGGUUACCUCGCCCGAGAGGGAUGAGCUGGACCUGUCGCUGGAAAUGGAUUUGGACAUGGAACUGGAUCUGGAACUGGAGCCGGAGCUAAUGGCCCUCGCCGAGAACUUGGACCCGUUGAGCCAGCCCGACAGCUUCUCGCCAUUCUCCUCGUCUGACGUUUCCAGUCACUGGUCCUCGUCCACCGUGUCGCCCGUGCCCGUGCACGUGCCCGUGAAGUGCACCGCCUCGCCGCCGAAGCUCAAGGUCAAGCCCGUGGCAUUGGGCACGGGAUCCGGCAAGGGAUCGGCACGGGCACGGGCUACGACAUGCCCUUCCCCUACCCCGCCAAGAUUGCACUGUGUCCCCAGCAACCCUGGUGGACAGCAUGAACCUGCAGCUGGAGAAGAAGCGCAGGAAGACGCCGGAACCGCUGAAAAAUGCCGGCAAGAAGAGCGCCACGGGAGCCGUGCCCAAGGCCAAAAACAGGAACAAGGAGAAGGAGAAUCUGAAUCUAAAUCUAAAUCAAAAAAAAAGACCAAGCCAAUGCAAAGCGCCGAGAAAACAGCCAAAACUAAUCCCAGCAGCCAGGCAAAGCCCAAAAAAUAUUACAUUAUGAACAUUCAGGCAAAGCCCAUCAAUCUGUCAUCGAAAACGAAUCAGCAGUUCAUGAAGGAAAAAAUGUCGAAGCAACAGAACGUAAAGCGCCGACAGGACCAGGACCUCGAGCCGUUCAUCGACCUGGAUACGGACUGUGAGCUGGGCAUGGAGCAUCUCGAGCAGUACUGGGCCAAGGCCUCGCGUCGUGACUCGCAGGGCAAUCGCAACGAUCGCAACCCUUCGGAGAAGCGCUCCUCGGAGACAGACACCACGGACACCACGGACACCGUGGACCCUGCAGACACCACGGACACCGCGGACACCAGAGAUACCACGGACAGCAGCAGCAACUCUGACGAGGCCACGCUCGAGGAGAAAUCUUCAUCGGAAACGCUCGUCCUGAAGACAAAGCGCUUCAAUUGCACGCUUGGCUCGGACAAUACUCGCACAGAGAAACGCAGCACAGAUGGCGGCAAUCAGGACAGCAAAAUUUCAAGCUCUAAUGGCGGCAAAAAUGCAACUGGAGCAGCCACUCGCGAAGGCUACGGCUGCUUGAGCGGGGCUAUGCCGUACGAUUUGAGCGUCAAUCGCAACCGUUCCACGGCCAUCUAUGCAGCCCUGAACAUGACGCCACCAUCUUCGGAUGACUCGAACCAGGCACCAUCAUCCGAUCCUUCGCCGGCCUUGGCCACAGGCUCUCCGCUGGACAGCAGCUUGGGGCUGCCACGCCAUUCCUUUGUGGGCUGUAAGUGGCCUGCUACAUAGUCUGCGAUCAGUUGC
Messenger RNA from Drosophila obscura, 1821 nucleotides. RefSeq names its product dentin sialophosphoprotein. The transcript is spliced from 8 exons. NCBI's taxonomy places the organism in Eukaryota, Metazoa, Arthropoda, Insecta, Diptera, Drosophilidae. Bases 136 to 1806 code for a protein of 556 amino acids. The record is from RefSeq and is a predicted model, not a curated record.